Messenger RNA from Perkinsus marinus ATCC 50983, 474 nucleotides. RefSeq names its product copper homeostasis protein, putative. The transcript has 4 exons. The coding region runs from base 1 to 474 and encodes 157 amino acids. Gene Ontology annotation, molecular function: copper ion binding. The record is from RefSeq and is a predicted model, not a curated record. NCBI's taxonomy places the organism in Eukaryota, Perkinsozoa, Perkinsida, Perkinsidae.
AUGUCAUCGGGCGCUACUUCCGUUGUCCCUGAGAUUCUCGAGAUUUGUUGUAGUACUUUAUCGGAAGUACAGAUUGCAUGUGAGAAAGGUGCUCAUAGGAUUGAGCUAUGCUCAGAGAUGGAAUUUGAUGGGUUGACACCAUCCCUAGACCUUAUCAAAGAUACUAUCAUCAUAUGUUCACAACACGGAGUGAAACUUGUAUGUAUGCUGAGAUGUCGUGGUGGCAACUUUAUAUAUACUCCUUUGGAAAUGGAUAAUAUGCUAAACACGUUAAGUAUAUGGAAAAGGGAAGGACUCAAUCUGGAUGGUGUUGUGAAUAUUACUACAGCUGCUAUUCGAGUAAUUGAUGAAUUAUAUGAAUGUGGUGUUCGACGAAUCCUUACAUCUGGUUUACAUACUACUGCUGAGGAAGGGAAGGAUAUUAGAAACUUCUUCUUCUUGUUGUUGUGGAUAGGAACUUCCGAUGAAGGUUGA